AUGCGCUCGACCGCUUUCGUUCUGGCUGCGGCCAUCUCCGUCGUGACGGCCGCAAAUGACUGGAGUCAACCUUGCCAUGCCGGUGUUUGCUCGUAUGAUCUACCUGCUACCGGAGGGAAAGCUUCGGGUACACUAAAAAUCUGGGGUUCCAAGAAUGCCAUCUCCGAUAUCACACCUGCCGCCGGUUGGGAGAUUCUAGGUUGCUCUCCCAACGUUCUCGCCCAGGAAAUCCGACUGGUUUGCAAUAACAAGAACGGUGACUGUUCCCACCUAUACCAGAUCGGCGCGGAAGGAAAGAUUGUCCGCUUGCCCGAGAACUGCAGCAAAAGCGCCUUUGCGCGGGUCGCCCGCGCGUGGGUCCACAAUGACCAAUCCAUUCCUGCUGAUAUCGCGUCGCGCAUUGCCACAACUAAUGGAACUAAACAUGAAGUCAAGGCUCUGUAUAUCGAUACAAAUUUCCCUUUGGCGAACUGGGCCAAAUAUGGGCCUGUUAACUUUGCCAUAAGAGCCGCAAACAUUCCUGGGGCAAGCGGGGAUUUGGUCACUACGCCUCCGGUUUCCCAACGUCGCAGCCGUAUCAACGAUCGUGGUUUCUUCGAUUUUAUUGGAAAUUCUCUUGAUGCUAUUGCCUCUCUCAGCGCGGAAACCUUGAACAAGACCCUUACCCCCUUUGACAUUGACCAAAAGCUUAAUCUAUUCAAGCAAUCCCUCUCAUGUCCGCCAGUUGAAGCCCAAGUUUCGAUUGAUAUGGAGGCCAAGGCGCAUGUUGAUGUCACUAUUGGCGUUGCUGCUUCCGGAACAAUUACACCUCCUACUGUUAGCGAGCUAGCUUUCAUCACUAGCAUGACCGCUGAUCUCGACGGUAUCAUCAGUAUGAAGGGCGGUGCAACGGGGGCUGUUGAUUCUGGCAAGAUCAAAUUGUAUGAGGUGGGUAUUCCAGGUCUCGACUUCCCCGGGGUAUUGACCCUUGGCCCCUCUUUCCGAAUCGAUGCCCAAGCAAAGGCCACACUCGCCACUGGCGUCGACAUAAGCGUCGGCAUUCAUUAUCAUGUCGAUAAAGUGCAACUGGUGUUUCCGCCCAACAAAAUGGCUGCCUCUGGUGGAACCUUCCAAGUCGGUGAUACUCCCCUCACAGUCUCUGUGAGCCCAUCCGCAAAGGCCACGGGCACAGUGGAAGCGCAUCUCAUUCCGAGCCUGAAUCUCGGCAUCACCGCGCUGAAUGGUGCGGCUGAAGCGAAAGUCUCCCUCGAGCUUGACGCUUCUUCUUCCAUGAAGCUCGACCUCGGCGCGACCUCUAAAACUAUUCUUUCUCUCAAUCCGCCAGCGCCUUCUUCCGCCACAUCAGUUCCAGCGCCGAUCCCCUCUACUGUAGCCGCCUUUAACGGCUGCUUUGGAAUUGGCGCCGGCUUCAACGUCAACGCAGGCGCUUCUGCUGCUUUCUUCGGCAUAUUCAACCCUAACGUGAAGUUGCCACUUCUCUCCAAAAACUUUGAGGUCUUCAAGGCAAGUUUUAGUUUGGUUAAGAAAUGUUUUGGUACAUCAACGGGGAAAAGGAGCGACACCGACGUUUGGAAUUACAUGUCCGUUGAUCCUGCCAGCACAUUGAAGGAUCGUGCUCUUGCGUUAACUUGCCCUGUGUUGGAAUGUUCCGUAUUCCGAGAGUCCGAACUGCCGCCGAUCCGCCAGUCCGCCUGUCCAGAGUUCGCACGACACCUACCUCUGCCAAACGCGGUCACGGCCCUCUUCAACACCUGCCCGCUCGACGCUGUUGAGCAACUGUAUCAACCACAGACGGUUACGACGUUUAGUUCAGGUGUCGGCUCAGUCAUUGCUUACGAUGGCGCUGACGUCUCUUCGCCUAUUUUGGCCAGCCUAUCGCAACUUCGGUGCUAA
Molecule: messenger RNA, 1893 nt
Organism: Laccaria bicolor S238N-H82
Lineage: Eukaryota; Fungi; Basidiomycota; Agaricomycetes; Agaricales; Hydnangiaceae
Exons: 12
Coding region: 1-1893 (630 amino acids)
Source: RefSeq, a predicted model, not a curated record